Molecule: messenger RNA, 1492 nt
Organism: Physella acuta
Lineage: Eukaryota; Metazoa; Mollusca; Gastropoda; Physidae
Source: RefSeq, a predicted model, not a curated record
UUAUAGCAUCUACUAUGUAUUUCAAAUUCAAAAGCGCACUUUUUACUUCAGGUACAGUGUUCUCCUCGCAUGUUGAAUGCAAAUAGAAAGGAAACCCCCAUGGAGUUCGCUAGUGAAGGAGUUUUUUUACCAGGACAUCAUGAAGCUGAGAUGUGCUAUGGAGGUGAAGCUGACUUACACAAGCACUAUACCGGCUGUAAGAAGAAUCCAGGUCAUGUCAACUUUAUACCUGUUAAUGAUUUUAACUUGGAUCAUCUCCCCCUCACGUUACCAUGACGUCAUCAUGUUGGAUCUAAUCAAAGCUUUGUCUGACCUAACGGUCCUGAUAAAGGUCAAAUACACCAGUUUAAAGAGACCAAAGUCUGUUACAAGCUUCAGUGGUCAGUAUCCAUUUUAUACCGCCAGAGGAAAUGACGUAAUAAGGACAGGGACGGGGAGGAUAAGUGUUGUGGAAAAAAACACAGAGAGUGACAUCAAGGGUACUUGUCCAUGUGGCAAGUGUCAACACACAGACACACCUAGCAAAAUGUGGGGGGAGGUUUAUGUGUGGACCGGCCAGACACGUGGUGUUUGAUGAGAGUGAGGCGAGACAGACCAGGUGUGUUGUAGGUUUUGAUGACAAUAAAAGUCCUGGGGUCAGUCUUGAUGGCUGGGGGGUGAAGUGGGCAGAUAUUGAGGGAGACUGGUGUAUGUUUACAUGUGUGUCAUGUGACUUAGAGUUGGUUGAUGAACUGGACAAGAUGUGUCAGCACUUUGUUGAUCUAUGUGUGAAAGUAUGGGACAAAUACGGGAGAUUUGCUGAUGUGGACAAGUUGACCAUUAUAGUGUCACAUCCUCAUGGCUGUCCUAAACAGGUCUCUGUAGGACAAUGGACACACGAACAUGAAAUGCAACCUAGCUGGACUAGGUACAACUUACACCACAAGCACAUGUCCUGGAAGUAGCGGUGCCCAUGUUUUCAUGCAACCUAUGGAAAAUUUAUUUGGCCAUACCCACAGUGGCUCAAAUAGCGAAGGUAAUUAUAGUAGUGAGUGGGUGACAAAGGAUAAGAAUAGACGUAGAAGCAAUGGUUCAACUUAUUGUUGAGCUUUUUUUUUAAAUGUAGACCCGAGCACUGCAAUGUAAAGCAUACGGUUUUAUAACGUAGGUUAGAUGUGAAUGUGUAAAAACCUGUCAGAAUAGUGAUGUUUCAUUAAAUGGUGGAGUCCACAUGGACGAAAAAUAAAUCAUUAUUUAUGAUAUUUACUCACCAAUGCUAAUUUGUAAUAACUUUUUACAUAAGAUUAUCUCUGUAAAUGAUUUCAUUUCUUGUAUUUUAAAAAUUGCACUAAAAUAUUUUUAGAUCUUAACUCAGUAAUCACUAUAAUAAAGUAAAAUAUAAGUCAACACCCAACAAGAUCAAUAAUGCUUUAGUUACUAAAGGUGUCACCCCCCCCCCCUCUAGCGAAAACAAAUCUGUAUAUAUGCCUAUACAUACAUGCAUAUAUGUGUA